Messenger RNA from Triplophysa dalaica, 3023 nucleotides. It is a transcript of the gene sun2, whose product is annotated as Sad1 and UNC84 domain containing 2. NCBI's taxonomy places the organism in Eukaryota, Metazoa, Chordata, Actinopteri, Cypriniformes, Nemacheilidae. The transcript is spliced from 19 exons. Gene Ontology annotation, biological process: nuclear envelope organization. The record is from RefSeq and is a predicted model, not a curated record. Gene Ontology annotation, cellular component: nuclear envelope; meiotic nuclear membrane microtubule tethering complex. The coding region runs from base 305 to 2044 and encodes 579 amino acids. Gene Ontology annotation, molecular function: protein-membrane adaptor activity.
GGCGCUGACAACUGUCAUAGGGACCCUUCCUGAUAUCGCAAACUCUUCCGUCCUUAAGCAUCUCGUCUUACCGCCAUCCAGUACGUUAUAAAUCGAGUUAUAAGUUUCUCACGCCGUCGUUCGAGGGUAACUCGUGCGUGACGUUUCAAGCGGCGUCCCGUUACUGUGGAGCGGUUUCGGAUGAGCGGUUCAUUUUUGACAGGCUGAAUGUUUUCAGAGCCCCACUGAGAAGAGAAGCAAAAAUACCCCAUCCUGCCUUGAAGACUUCUUUUGCGGUUGAAACUGGGACAAAUACGAGAAGUAGAUGUCCAGGAGAAGCUCAAGGUUAGUGUCCAAAGGGACGUCCUUACUUGAUGAUGAUGCUGCCAGCACAAGCUCCACUGGAUCCACCGGCCACGUCUCUUACAAAGAGAGUCCAGUCAGGAUCUUUAAGAAGAGGAGCAGUCGCAGGAGCGGAGGCAGCGUGUCCCGCAGCUCCAGCCGUGCCAGCAGCGUGGGUCAGAUGUUGAGCGGGCAGCGCCCUGACCUCAUAGCCAGUGAGAGCGAGAACGGAAAGACGUUUGCUGUUCAAGGGUUUUCCUCUGGAUAUUCCUCAGCUGAGGAGCAUUAUGACAAACCCUUCACCUCAAGCCCAAAUACAGGUUCUGCCCAGUCUGCGACUGAAUCAGGGUUUAGCAUGUUGGACGUGUUUCGAUCUCCAGCUCAAGCGUUGGUUAUGUUUUACUGGUGGCUGGGCAGCACGUGGUACAGCUUCUCCUCUCGUGUGUCCAUGAUCAAUGUGUUUCUGCUCAGCAGAUGCACUUCAGAUAUAAAAAAGGCAGCUUUUCUCUUUCUCCUCCUCAUCUUCUUCAUAUUUGGAAUAUGGUACUGGUCCCCGUUUGCAGCUACUUCUCGUCCCCGUGAGGUCGUUUCUAGGACUCCACCUGUUAAACGCACGGAUGAACCCAUAAGAGCAGAAGUUCAUGACAAUUUCCAACAAUUGGCCAGCGAGUCUAACUUAAAGGAUGAGAUCCGCAGUUUAUAUCUCAGAGAGGCCAACCUGAUGAGAGACAUUGAAGUGCUUAAGCUGGAGAGCGAACGCCAGAAGGUCAGAUCUGAGAUGCUGCAGACCGAUAUGAGGCUCAUGAAAGAUCAAAUCAAAAGUGUUGAGACCGAGCAUGCGCAGCAGGUUUCAGACUUGAAGUCAAAUGUUAUAAACCUGCAGUCUGACUCCGACCUCCUUAAGGAAAGAGUGGAUGCUCAAGAUGCUCUUAACAUCAAUCUGAAGGCAGAGCUCUCUGAGUGGCUGGUAAAUCAUUUUAAGGACCCAACAACAACUGUAGUUGUCAGGCCUGAGCUGCAGAGGGCGCUGGAGGAUCUGGAGACACAGAUAUUAGACAAAUUCAAGCGGGACAAGGAGAGCGCAAGGGACACGUGGAGGACUGUGGGGGAGACACUUGAACAAGAAGGAGCCGGAGCUGUCACAAUACAGGAUGUGAAAGGAAUCGUCAACAGGGCAAUUGAACUGUACAGGGCAGAUGGAAUCGGAAUGGCGGACUACGCUUUGGAAUCUUCUGGUGCCAGUGUUAUAAACACACGUUGCUCAGAGACAUACAAGAUGAGAUCUGCGUGUCUGAGUUUAUUCGGCGUACCCCUCUGGUAUCAAUCUGAAAGCCCUCGCACGGUUAUACAGCCAGAGUUAUAUCCCGGCAAGUGCUGGGCGUUCCGAGGCUCACAGGGCUUCCUGGUGAUCUCGCUGUCGUACCCGAUAAGAAUCACUCACGUGUCACUCGAACACCUGCCCAAAGUUCUCUCUCCAACGGGACUCAUCGACAGCGCGCUGAAGGAUUUCGCCGUUUACGGUAUGUCUGAAGAGAACGAAGAAGGAAAGCAGCUCGCCACGUUCAUGUACGACCGGGACGGAGAGCCCAUCCAGACUUUCAAGCUUCCAGAAUCAUCAGACAUCUACAGCGUGGUGGAGUUGAGAAUAUUGAGUAACUGGGGUCAUCUGGAGUACACUUGCGUGUAUCGCUUCAGAGUGCACGGGGAGCCUUCGCUCGGAUGAGAUCACACAUCAUUCUAGUUUACUCUAUGCAAAGUCAAGUAUGAAUAGAAAAGUGCACUGAAUUCGCAAACAAACAGACAGACAGCUUCAUAAUGUACCAUUACCAAAAAAUGCACACAGACAGUACUCAAAUGUGUACUAAUAUGGGUUUGUUUGCGUUCCUCACAUUUCUUAUUUUAAUAAGUGCUCGUCGAUUUUUAUUUUAACGUGUAUUUUUAGUUGGUAAUCAUUUUAAAGAACGACGUAAUAAUAUGUAAGUUUUUAUGAAGGAUAAUAUUAUAAAAUGAAUUGGUUUUGACUGAAUGGCUGUCUUAGCUUUCUUCUGUAUUUAGGUUUAUUAAAAAGCAGUGUUUCUGGUUGGAUUGGCUUGUUAAACUUGCUGUAUCUAUCAAAGUAUGUUUCGUAACGACCGAUGGUUGUGUAAUGUGUUAAACACGUUACACGUGACUGUAUACCUCGUGAUAUAACAUUACGAUAGUUUAGAUAGUUCACCUCAAAACUCUCAUUAUUUACUCACCCACAUGAGACAUUUCUUUAAAGCUUUUUCAAAUGUUAUUUUGGGUGAAAACAUUUAUUUUGGGUCAACUAUGACUUUAAAUGAUGAUGAUGAUGUUCCUUUAGCCCUGCAGUAAUUCUGUUUGCACUCUUUAAAGACGUUACAGAUGGGUACUGUCAGAUGAUGUGUUAUCUCCUCUGCAGGGCAGAAGGAGUUGAGUGUAACUCAGGAUUUGGGUUUAAAACCAAAGUGCUCUUUAUGGCAUAAUAUAUUGCUUGUCUUGUGUGUAUAUGUGCUUAAUAAUAAGACAAUUUCGAUUCUUGAAAGCAUACUGGAAAUAUUAAUUGAAGGUAUAAAUGUUUGUCCAUUUAUAUUGCCAUUCUUCCACACAUUUCAUGCAUCUUAAUAGAACAUGCAAGUUAAUUUGGCAAAGUUUACAUACGUUGUCUGCCGUUCUGAUAUAUUGUGUAAGAAUUUUUUUUU